UAAUGCAAUAAAAAAAUAGUGGUGUGUGUAUAGAAGUGAACCACAAACAAACGCGAACACAAGAGGAGAUCAUAGCAUCACGUCCGUUACGUCACGGUGUAAUAGAUCCAACGUACAAAAUAUAAUAACAAUCACAUUACCAAAUAUAAUUGGACUUUUAAAAAAAAAGAGUAUGAAUCAGAAGUACAAAAAUCAUUGAAAAUUUUCGUAGAACCACACCAAAAAUUAAAUCAUGUAUUCAAUGCCAAAAUUAAUUGUUGUGCGUAAAUUAUUUUUUAAUAAUUGUGUGCAUUUGUGCUGUUUAGUUUGAAAGUAGGUAAACACAGUGAAUGACUUUGUAUGUAAACAAAUAGUUAAUAUACGCUACACAUUUUAGUACAGUCGUAUCGCUACUCUUGCUGUGUUGUUGUUAUUGUGAUUACUUGUUCUAGAGAAAAAGUAAAACGUUGACUUUUAACAGUUAUCUAAAAAAAAAUAUACGCGAGGAAAAAAAAUCACCAACAAAAUGACGAACAGAGAAACUUGUACAGCUCCAUCAUUUUUAUUUAAAAUAGUUGAAUUGUUAUUAUGUAUUUUGUGUUUGAUAUUCAUAUGCCUGGGAGCGGUAACAGCAUGGUCUGCCGGAAGUAUACUCACAGUUUUGGCAAUUGGAGGAUAUUUGGUAAUAAUUUCAGUGUUAUUAGCAGUAUAUUUACUAGAUCAAAGUAAUAUAUUAAUGGAAAUUAUAUUUUUGGGAGUUGGUGGAUUAUUAAAUUUAAUAGCAGGAAUUUUAAACCUAAUAAUGCCAGGCGAACGAGGUUAUGGUGAAUAUCCAACAGGCAAUGCUAAUUCUUACAGGAUAGUUGUAUCACUUUUUUGUAUGAUAAAUGGUAUAUUGAUGUUAAUUGAUUGUAUAUUAGCAUACAGACGUAAAUAAUAUUGAUAUUAAUAUUUUAUAAUAAUAAUAAAUAAAACAUCGCUUAUGUUUGUUUAUUCUCAACAAUAUGAUACCAUCACAAUAUGACGACAUCGCUGAGACGUUAAAUAUAUUGUAUCGAUGAUGUCAUAUCGUUAUGGUAUCAUAAUGUUGAAGAUAGACAAACACCAGCAAAAUUAUGCCGUCCUCCAAACAAAUCAACGUGAUUGAGAAUGAAAUCAACAAAAAUUUUAAAUAAUAUAAAAAAAUCAACAAGCAGAAA
Chrysoperla carnea is the source of this 1178-nucleotide messenger RNA. RefSeq lists its product as uncharacterized. Bases 506 to 916 code for a protein of 136 amino acids. Lineage: Eukaryota; Metazoa; Arthropoda; Insecta; Neuroptera; Chrysopidae. The record is from RefSeq and is a predicted model, not a curated record. The transcript has 4 exons.